Prunus armeniaca (apricot) is the source of this 525-nucleotide messenger RNA. The record is from the annotation of a GenBank genome assembly. Lineage: Eukaryota; Viridiplantae; Streptophyta; Magnoliopsida; Rosales; Rosaceae.
AUGAAGCUUUGUUUGGAUGAAUUCUGUCAUCUCUCUGGCCAAAAAGUUAGCUUUGAUAAAUCUAGGAUCUGUGUCUCCCCAAACAUUUGCUCCGACUUGGCUAACUCUAUUGCUACCAUAAGUGGUUCUCCUGACAGCUCAAAGUACCUUGGUGUUCCUCUUAUCCACACUAGAGUUGACAAAACAACUUAUCAAGAGGUCAUUGUUAAAGUUCAGAAAAGGUUAGCUUCUUGGAAACACCACACCCUAUCUAUGGCUGCUAGGAUCUCCCUUCUUCAAUCUGUGACUGCUGCUAUUCUUCUGUAUACCAUGCAAACUGUCAAGUUGCCUAUAUCUGUCUGUGAUAGGCUUGAUCAGUUGAAUAGAAACUUUCUUUGGGGGCACACUGCUGAUAAAGCUACUAUUCAUUUAGUGAACUGGGAAACCUUCUGCAAACCCAAGGUUGUUGGUGGCUUGCGAAUUAAGAAAAUGGCUUGGAUGAACCAAGCGCUUUUGGCUAAAUCUGGUUGGAGACUCCUUCAAUAA